Aspergillus saccharolyticus JOP 1030-1 is the source of this 4019-nucleotide messenger RNA. It is a transcript of the gene pex1, whose product is annotated as AAA family ATPase peroxin 1. The transcript has 4 exons. Gene Ontology annotation, biological process: protein import into peroxisome matrix. Bases 106 to 3759 code for a protein of 1217 amino acids. Lineage: Eukaryota; Fungi; Ascomycota; Eurotiomycetes; Eurotiales; Aspergillaceae. Gene Ontology annotation, molecular function: ATP hydrolysis activity; ATP binding. The record is from RefSeq and is a predicted model, not a curated record. Gene Ontology annotation, cellular component: peroxisome; cytosol; peroxisomal membrane.
CGCGCACUUGUCACUUCCAUGUUGUACAUGUCCAUCCCAACUUCACUCCUCUCUCUCCCCUCUCCCCGCUCACAAACCCUUACUGCUGCUCUUUAGCGCGCAACCAUGGCGCCUAGGAAGCCCUCUACCACUGCCGAAAUCUCACUGGUGCCGUUGAAGAACUGUCUGGUUAACCUCCCGCCGUCGCUUGUUGCACUGCUGGUCAAUGCCAACACGGCUGCUCAGAAUGUGAUUGUCGAGCUUCAAUACCGGCCAGCUGCUGGGAAGGCUAAUAGCAACCUCACGCAUCGCUCAUGCUACUUAGGCUGGACGGGCAUGCCCAGCAAGCGCAAGCUUGCCCCUGUUGUCGGGAGGGAUGGUAUUAACAGCAGCUCCACUGCUAGAGAACAGGAAAUCUCUACUGUCGAGUUAGAUACAACCUUCGGCAAAGUUCUCGGCCUGGCGGAUGGACAGAAGGUUGGCAUAUACAUUCACCUUGAUCCGCCGGUAGCCCAUACCAUUAAUAUCGAGCCUUUGACACCAGAAGACUGGGAGAUCAUCGAGCUCCACGCUACGUUUUUAGAGCUUAAUCUCUUAUCGCAAAUCCGCGCUCUACCCAAUCCUGCACAUACUCCGACUCAGUCCGAACACAUGCACCCGCUUGCACUACAUCUGUCUCCGACCUCAACCGCGAAUAUUAUUAUCACCUCGAUGACACCCGCGCCCCCAACCGCCUCGCCUUUCGCGAAAAUAGCACCAGAUGCGGAAGUAAUCGUUGCUCCAAAAACCCGACCAAAGGUCCACAGAAGUGCUCGCGGUGAUAAUCGGAGCAUCGCGGGCAGCAGCCGGAAAAGCGUGGGUGGACGAAGUAGCGGAAGCACAGUGCGGCCAAAAAGCAGCCGCUUAGAUCCCACAAGCAGAGGAUCACUCUUCUUCAGAGGAAUCGACCGUCAGCUUUCUGAGCAGUUCUUCGACGAGGAGGAUGAGGCAGAUGCGAACGAUGGGUUUCGUGUCUGGGUAGACCCUGAGAUGCUCGCGACAAACGAGCUUCGCGGAGCCACCUGGGCUUGCGUUUCAAUCGUACGGCCAUCCGGUCUGAAAGCCCCGCUGGAUCCUCAGCAACAAAUGGACCAGGCAGAGCAGAGAACGAACGAAUCCGGAACCCCUGCAACCAAGUUAGUGGCCAAACUGAUUCCCUGGAUUGACGCUCCGGACACUCAGCAUGUUGCCAUCUCCUCCUUAUUAUGUACUACGCUGAGCGCUGAGGGCAUUGUAGGCGGCAUUGUUCGCGUGGAGGCGGCCCCUCCACCGCUGCAGCGCGCCGCAGUGAAGACCAUCAAAGUGUACCCAUUCAUGGCUGACGCUUCGAAGAGAAAGGAUGGGUUGAAAUUCGGAUCCGACACUGCGGCGGCAAGAGAUUCCUUGGCUGAGCGCAUCAAACUCAUAUAUGGUGGCUCUGGAUUGAAUGAAGGGCUACUAGCGGGACCACUGACAGAUGGUAUGAUUGUGCCAAGCGCGGACUCCAAAACCACGGGCACUUCGUUUGAUGGUGCUAUUCUUCGUUUCGAUCCUCCCUGGAAAGGUGGCUCGGAUACUGCUAAGCCAGGAAUCGGAUGGCUCGUCGGCUCUGAAGCCAAGCUGCCACUUGAAGUACAAGCCGAAAUAGCACGUCCAGCGGAGCCGGACUCGUCCGCUGAUCCCUCCGACGAGGUUAUCCCGGCCACUGUCCCUGAACUCGUCGGGAUUGACAAGGUCAUAUCGCAAGCAUUGGACAACUUGACUAAGUCUUCUUCCGUUCUACUCACUGGUAGCAUUGGUUCUGGCAAGACCUCAUUGAGUCAUCUUCUGGCCCACCGCGUCCGAAGAGACUAUUUGUUCAAUGUCAAAUAUUUCUCCUGUCGGAAGCUCGUCACAGAUGAAACUCGGAUAUCGAACAUCAAGGAGACCCUGAAUCGUCUUUUCAUGGCUGCGUCUUGGUGUGCUCGACUGGGAGGGCAGUCGGUCGUGAUUUUGGACGAUCUCGAUAAGUUGUGUCCUGUGGAAACGGAAUUACAGGUGGGCGGUGACAAUGGUCGAAGUCGGCAAAAUAGCGAAGUGAUAUGCUCCAUGGUCCGCGACUACUGUUCGAUGAAUUCUUCUGUGGUGCUACUGGCAACUGCGCAAUCAAAGGAGUCCCUGAAUAAUGUCAUUAUUGGAGGUCAUGUUGUUAGGGAAAUCAUACAUUUGAGGGCUCCUGAUAAGGAAGGACGGCGCAAGGUGCUCGAGCAACUCACAAUGCAGGACAGAGACUCCUUUCCCCAGGCUAAUGGUCACGCACGAAAUGCCAGUACCUCAACUCACGAUUCGUGGCUUGACCCUUCUAAUGUUGGAAGUCGACCGAGUUCCGCGGGGGCGGAUGGCUUUGUUCUCGGACGAAAUGUGGACUUUCUGGAAUUAGCUGGCAAGACGGAUGGGUUCAUGCCCGGGGAUCUAGUUUUGCUGUUGUCUCGUGCCCGUAAUGAGGCUCUAAUCCGAUCUGUUCAGAAUUCCCUGUCUUCGUCGAAAACGAUCGUCCUUGGUGCGGACGAUUUCGACAACGCGAUCAAGGGUUUUACCCCUGCCGCGCUACGCAAUGUGACGCUCACCUCAUCUACUACAACAUUCUCCGCCAUCGGUGGCUUAACGGAGACUCGAAAGAUGCUCUUGGAGACUUUACAAUACCCCACUAAGUAUGCGCCCAUUUUCGCACAGUGCCCUCUUCGUCUGAGAUCGGGCCUGCUACUUUACGGAUAUCCCGGUUGUGGAAAGACUCUUCUUGCCAGCGCGGUCGCAGGCGAGUGUGGUCUCAAUUUCAUAAGUGUGAAAGGUCCGGAGAUCCUCAACAAAUACAUUGGUGCCAGUGAGAAGAGUGUUCGGGAUCUUUUCGAACGAGCCCAGGCUGCCCGACCUUGUAUUCUUUUCUUCGACGAGUUCGACAGUAUUGCCCCGAAGCGUGGCCACGACUCCACUGGAGUCACUGACCGUGUUGUGAAUCAGCUCCUCACACAGAUGGACGGUGCAGAGGGUCUCUCAGGGGUAUAUGUUCUGGCAGCCACUUCCAGGCCUGACCUGAUCGAUCCCGCCUUGCUGCGACCAGGUCGCCUUGACAAGUCUCUGAUUUGCGAUAUGCCUAAUUACUCGGACCGACUUGACAUUAUCCGUGCUGUGAGCAAGAAGCUCAAUAUGAGCGAGGAUGUGAUCUCCCGGCUGGAUGAGGUUGCCUCCCGCACUGAGGGCUUCUCGGGUGCUGACCUGCAAGCCGUCGUCUACAACGCCCACCUCGAGGCCGUUCAUGACGCUCUUGGCGAUCGCUCCGCGAGCGACACGGACGCAACAAAAAAUGGCACUGCCAAAGCAUCCUCCGCAGGCGCCAGCGGCUCCACCAGCAAAUCAUUCAUCCAAUUUCUUUAUUCUGCGUCUGAACAGCACGCGGGAUCGGUGUCAAUGCCUCCGCCUGCCGUUGUUGCCUCGAAAUUAGAAGCAAUGAAGAGCGCUCGGCGUCGCCAACGACAGCAGGAGCAAGGAGCAGUCAGCGCACCGGCGUGGGCUCCUAACGGGCCUUCACAGGAAGAAGCGCGCGAGGAAAUCAUUGUUCAGUGGGAGCACAUGGAGCGAUCGCUGAAGACAACGCGCAGCUCCUUGAGUGAUGCUGAACGGAGGCGCUUGGAAGCCAUUUACCGUGAAUUCAUUUUCGGGAGAAACGGAGAGAUGCCGACUGGCGAGGGUGGACGAGAGAUAGGAGGUCGCACCAGCUUGAUGUGAUGACGACUUGUCGUUGCAGAAGCUGCAGAAGGAGUUUCAUGAAUGUAUUUACGGCUACAUCAAUGUAUAUACGAGGGUUGUCGCCCGGCAGUUACAGCCCAUCACCAUGAAAAGAAUAUGAACGCGCCCGGGUUCGAACCCCCGCCAAUAUGAGGACCGCAAUGUAGCCUAGAAACCCCGCACCUCAAAAUAGAAGUCUGUAAAAGUAACAAAAAAAACUGGUAGCUUCUCUUUGAUUGAGCGUGUCAUCCUUAGUGCAG